UGGACUUUGCAGACUAUGGCUGCUUUUGUGGUUAUGGUGGUCAAGGGUCACCAGAUGACCAGCUCAACCGCCUUGAACCAAGAGUCCUGCACAUCAUUUAUUGACAGUCCCUACACAAACACAUAUGACUGCCAGUGCGAUAAGAUUACCAGAACGAUCACGUGUCUGGUUGGCUUAUCAGUGAGCCCCUCCCAUCAUGGUUAUAAAGAUUCUAUAAAUAAUCGUCUUCAAACUCCUGUUCAUCUGGUCUUCACCAUGAACAUCUUUCUGUCUCUCGUGGUCCUGAGUGUGAGUCUGCCCACCUUGCUGGCUCAAGACCGUGCACUGCAGCAGUUCAGGUCCAUGAUCCUCUGUACCAUCCCUGAUAGCCGGCCAAUGGAUUACGCAGACUACGGAUGCUACUGUGGCAAGGGAGGCUCAGGCACCCCGGUGGAUGCACUGGACAGGUGCUGUCAGGUGCAUGAUCAGUGUUAUACAGAAGCAAUGCAGCUUGAUGACUGCUGGAGUAUCUUCGGCAACCCCUACACUAAUAAAUAUUCAUUCUCAUGUGACAAACCGGCAAAAAAUGUCACAUGCGAUGCUGACAAGAAUAACCCCUGUAAGAUGUUCAUCUGUGAAUGUGACAGAAAAGCAGCCGAAUGCUUUGCACAAGAGGAUUACAACCCAGAAUACCAUAACUAUCCCAUUAAAAAUUGCAAAGAAGUAAAUUUACCUUCUUUAAAAAGUCAAAAAUACUAUAUAAGAAAAUUACUUUUACAAGUUAAGUACAUUUACAUACCAUUAUUGACCCAGAAUUAUAAUAAAACCUUUUAGGAAUUAAUCGCUCAAAAAAAAAAAAAAAAAAAAUUGUGUAAUCCUGCAUGGAUACUAGUUGACUGUCACAUUAAUUUUUUGAAAUAAUAAUAUGUUACAUAAUGUAGCAUACACUGAAAAAUUAGUUUCUUGUCUUUCUAAUAAAAACAUCUAAACAUAAAUUCACUUGAGAAGCAAAACUUCCUUAGACAAUGUUUAUUAAUCUUGCCCCACUUGUAAAUUGUUGAAUUUGUUAAGCAAAAAUCUAACACAAUGCUAUGCUUAAAUUAAGAAAAUAAAAACUAUUUGCAGAAAACUUCAAUUCAACUUCAUUUUCAAGAUGUAUCUUCUCUUAAGUCAUAAGUAUAUACAAUCAAAUAAAAAUGAUUCUUGCAGUGUU
Megalobrama amblycephala (Wuchang bream) is the source of this 1192-nucleotide messenger RNA. Its product is annotated as phospholipase A2-like. The coding region runs from base 16 to 813 and encodes 265 amino acids. Gene Ontology annotation, biological process: lipid catabolic process; arachidonate secretion; phospholipid metabolic process. Gene Ontology annotation, molecular function: phospholipid binding; calcium ion binding. Lineage: Eukaryota; Metazoa; Chordata; Actinopteri; Cypriniformes; Xenocyprididae. The transcript has 6 exons. The record is from RefSeq and is a predicted model, not a curated record.